UUGGGUGACAGGCGAGGCGUGGGGGAAGAGUUCAGCCUGAGUCAGUCUCAUUCACUGAUUUCUCGGCGGCUGGACCGAUGCUACCUCCCCAGGUAGCUCCCAACUACUCCAUCGCCGACCCAGUCCGCGCCUCCCGCAGUUGCACUCAGCCAGACUGACCUACAGACUCUCAAGUUGGCAUCUUUGCACCCAAGGGUGUCGCGAGCGGAGGUGGCGAGGACAGCACGCCUCUGGCCCAGCCAGACCGGCGGGAUGCAGUACGGGCAUCUGCACUAAGCGCCCCCACGCUGGGCACCGGGCGUUCUUGCUCCGGGCGGCCGGCCGAGCGGUGGCGGAGGGGAUGCGCCCCGGACGCUCCAGGCUCCUUCCGCAAGCUACCGCCCCGAGGUGGACCCCGAGCAGAGCUCAUCACAGGACAGCGAGGACCCCUGCCCCCCGGGGCACUAGGCUGCGGAGCCUCGGGGCAGAGUCUGCGGUCAGGAUGCCCUGGGCGCCUCCCUGCUUGUGAGGAUGUCCUUCUGCGAGGCUCUGUAUCCCCCAGCCUCGGUCCCUGGUGGGCACGACUGCGUGGGCCUGGCUUCGGUCCCUAGUGCCGGUGGAUGAAAAGCUCCGGAGUCCUUGAAUGUGAUCAGCUAUCGAAUCUGAAUUCUAAGAGCCAUGGACGAAGGCACCGGGCUGCAGCCCCAGGCGGGAGAGCAGCUCGAGGCCCGGGCCACAGAGGGAGCUGUCCAACAGAAGUGCGAACCGGAGACCUUUAGGUCCAAGAGUUUACCCGCCUUGAACAGCACCUCCUGUCGGCCAGAUCUCAACCCCACUAGCAUAGGCGCCAAACCAGGCUGUACAGAUUCUUCGGGGCACCAGGAGUUGAAACAAGGCCUGAGCCGGUUGGCGCCCAGCCUCUCCGCCCCGUCCACUUCCACAGAGAUGGCAGGGCUUGUGGACUGCAACCACAGAGUGGACGUCUGCAAAGCCAUGUCGGUGUCCUCCACUUUGGCCACGCUUCAGGGGAGAAGGUGCCUCUAUGUGGUCCUCACCGAUUCGCGUUGCUUCCUGGUUUGCAUGUGCUUUCUGACCUUCAUCCAGGCGUUAAUGGUCUCGGGGUACUUGAGCAGCGUCAUCACCACCAUUGAAAGGCGUUACAGUCUGAAGAGUUCCGAGUCAGGGCUUCUAGUUAGCUGCUUUGACAUCGGAAGCCUGGUGGUGGUGGUGUUUGUCAGCUACUUUGGUGGCCGGGGUCGGCGGCCCCUGUGGCUGGCUGUGGGUGGACUUCUCAUCGCCAUCGGGGCUGCCCUCUUCGCCUUACCUCACUUCAUCUCGCCUCCCUACCAGAUCCAAGAGUUGAAUGCCUCGGCCUCCAAUGACGGCCUGUGUCAGAAUGGCAACUCCACAGGGACUUUGGAGCCUCCUGCUUGCCUGAAGGACUCUGGGGGAAAUAAUCACUGGGUCUAUGUGGCUUUAUUCGUUUGCGCACAAAUUCUCAUUGGAAUGGGCUCCACACCUAUUUAUACCCUGGGACCAACCUACUUAGAUGACAAUGUCAAGAAAGAAAAUGCUUCCUUGUACCUAGCCACCAUGUAUGUCAUGGGAGCUCUUGGUCCUGCGGUGGGAUAUUUAUUAGGCGGACUUCUUAUUGGUUUUUAUGUUGAUCCCAGAAAUCCUGUUCACCUUGACCAGAAUGACCCUCGUUUCAUUGGAAACUGGUGGAGUGGAUUCCUCCUUUGUGCCAUUGCAAUGUUUCUUGUGAUAUUCCCAAUGUUUACUUUUCCAAAAAAGCUUCCACCUCGACACAAGAAAAAGAAAAAGAAAAAAUAUUCUGUUGAUGCUGUUAGCGAUGAUGAUGUUGUGAAGGAGAAAUCGAACACUACUGAGCAAGUGGACAAAAAAGUUUCUAUGGGAUUUGGAAAGAAUGUCAGAGACCUACCAAGAGCAGCUGUCAGGAUCUUAAGCAACAUGACAUUCCUUUUUGUGAGUUUGUCAUACACAGCUGAGAGUGCCAUUGUCACUGCUUUCAUUACCUUCAUUCCCAAGUUCAUCGAGUCACAGUUUGGUAUCCCGGCUUCCAAUGCCAGCAUCUACACUGGUGUUAUUAUUGUGCCCAGUGCUGGUGUCGGUAUUGUCCUGGGAGGCUACAUUAUAAAAAAAUUAAAACUUGGUGCAAGAGAAUCUGCAAAACUAGCAAUGAUCUGCAGUGGUGUGUCUUUACUGUGUUUUUCAACCCUGUUCAUUGUUGGAUGUGAAAGUAUUAAUCUAGGAGGCAUAAACAUCCCUUACACAACAGGACCCUCGCUCACCAUGCCUCACAGGAACCUGACCGGAAGCUGUAAUGUAAACUGUGGUUGUCGGACCCAUGAGUACGAGCCAGUCUGCGGAUCAGAUGGAAUCACAUACUUCAACCCCUGUCUGGCUGGCUGUGUUAACAGUGGUAAUCUUAGCACUGGGAUAAGGAAUUAUACUGAAUGCACCUGUGUCCAGAGCCGGCAAGUGAUCACUCCACCCACGGUGGGACAGCGCAGCCAGCUCCGUGUGGUUAUUGUCAAAACCUAUCUCAACGAGAACGGCUAUGCUGUGUCUGGGAAGUGCAAACGGGCCUGUAACACCCUCAUCCCAUUCUUAGUUUUUCUUUUCAUAGUCACCUUCAUCACAGCAUGUGCCCAACCAUCAGCCAUCAUAGUGACACUCAGGUCCGUAGAAGAUGAGGAGAGACCUUUUGCUCUGGGAAUGCAAUUUGUUUUAUUGCGAACGCUUGCAUACAUUCCUACUCCAAUUUAUUUUGGAGCAGUUAUCGACACCACCUGCAUGCUCUGGCAACAGGAAUGUGGAGUGCAAGGCUCUUGCUGGGAGUACAAUGUGACGUCAUUUCGUUUUGUCUACUUUGGUUUGGCUGCCGGCCUCAAGUUUGUUGGCUUUAUUUUUAUUUUUCUGGCCUGGUACUCCAUUAAAUACAAGGAGGAGGCACUGCAGAGGCAAAGGUGGAGAGAAUUCCCUCUGGGCACUGUGAGCGAGACUGUGGGCCACCCCGACGGUGCCGAUAAGCACGCCCGGACUAGAUCUUGUCCUGCUUUCAGCACCCAGGGAGAAUUCCAGGAAGAGACUUGUCUGCAGAAAGGGAUCCAAUUCACAGCACAGACCUAUCCAGGGCCCUUCCCAGAAGCAAUAAGUUCCUCCCCAGACCCGGGGCCGGAAGAGAGCCCUGCUGCCGUGUAGCCUCCCUCCCGAAACUUGAACAUGGAAGACUUUAGUUUUGUUGGUUGAGUUGAAUACUGGCGACUUGAGAAACACCCGUGCCUUUUUCUCUUUCUUUCCUUUUUUAAUCUCUAAAGACACAAUCCUCAAACCAACAAAGCUCAGUGAACACAGCCACUAUUGAAUGAGGGCUGGAUACCUCAACAAGACUGAGAGCCUUUCUCCCGAUUCUCUCCAAGCAGGAGUUUAGGUACACCUGUUACCAUUUCUGCUAUGUUAAUUUCAUGCUCAUACUCCAAUAAGUGUAAGGUCAAGGGACACGGUUAACACAAUUACGGAAGUGUAACGGCGAUGCAUCUUAUGAGUGCACACUCCACACAAAGGUGGGCUUGACCAUGGCUUUGCAUUUACAAAUUGAAAUCUUUAGAUCUGAACACCUACUGUGAGUUCUGCUACAAAGCACAAAUGAAUUUGCCUCAACUAUGCAAUUUAAUUGGGAAAAUAAGUGCAGCAUGCUGCUUUUGCUUUCAGAGACUACAGCAGAUAUGUUUUUGAAAAGAGGAAGCUCUUUGAAGUACUGUUAAUAGCAUUUUAAGCCAUAGCAGAGUUAUAAAUCAGGUAGGAUUUUUCAAAUGCUUCCAAGGAACCAUAUGCAUAGUGUGAUAAAGGAACACCUACUUCAUUUCAUAAAACACAUUCUCUUUUAGUCUGUCUGCCCCCACUCAUAAGGUAGUUAAGGAGGCUGCUAAAUCAUCUGAUAGCUUGAAUAUAAACUCCAGUAUUCCUUCAUAAGGGGAUUUAAAACUAGUGUGCUAAACAAUAGGACUAGACUCUGUAAUUUGAGAUGCAUAAUAAGGAAACUCAUGGCUUUCUCAUCCAAAAAAAAUUGCUGCAGAAAUUCUUUUAGCUCAUAAGGGCUCACAUAAGAGUAGCUAGGAUUUGUAAUCUUGAUAUAGUUGGAAAUAGGAAUAUAAUUGGAAAAUAGUUAGAAAAAGAAAUUUCAGAGAUGUGUGAUUGAGUCCCACCCUGUCAUUAUAAUGAUCUGCCUGGAAACACUAGCAAAUCUGUAUUGUUCUCUUUCUUAUGCAGAGAAAAUUGCUGUGGCUGUUACUGAAAUUAAGUCAUUAAACCAGGAGAGCUAUACCUGCUCUGUGGAAAUCACCUUGAAAACAGGAGGAGGGAGAUCUGGGAGCUGGACCUAGAAUAUGAUCCUAAGUAAUGAUUGAAAAAUACCAAAUAAACUGGUCCAUUGUCCUGAAUCCUGUUUCAUUAGGGUUAGAAUAACUUUACACUGCCCUUUGACUCCUUCCUACUGUGACCUUCCUUCCUUCUUUUGGGUUCAUUAUCCAUGAUUCUUUCCAGGACCUCCUAGUGCAUCACUUGGACUUAGGUGCCACCCAGGAUGCUUUCUACGUGGUUCUUAAGGCAGAUGACCCCUGACAGCACCAUGCACUGAUGGCAAGUUAACUCCUGGGAGCUGGCUGCUCAGAAAAAGAACCGUGACCACUCAGGUUUAGGAGGGACUGUCAGGUCCACACGCCAGUGUCAGCAUUUCUGCCAAGGAGCCUAUGCUUAUGUAGGGCUAAUCCGGGAAAUGGUUUCCUCAGCUGGUUUACACUCUUCCACAGAAGGAACGUGAUUAACACAACUGUCCCACGAUUCAGGUUUUUGCCCUCCACCCAUGGCUACCCUGUGGGGUUGUGUGGCUAUUCCUGGGUGCAGGGUUCUUUCCCUCUCUACCUGGGAUGGUACCAGUCAAAUGGUUCUCUCGGUUGCAUGCAGUUUGUGGAGGGUUACCACUCUUGGACUGAAGAAUGUCUCCAAGGGCUGGAGCCAGUGGUCUCAGUGACAAGGACUUCCCUUUUAGAGGUCUUGUUUGACUAAGGUAUUGUUGCCUACAGUUACUCUGGUGUCCAUCAACCUUUGGUCAACAUGGUGCAUGUGGAAGGUCUUUAGGAAAUAUUGUUGACCAACCCAGUGUCUACCCUGGGGCCUGAGGGUUCCCAUUUCCCCUCUAUGGGAAAUCUUUCAGCCUUUCAAAGAGAAAGUUUCCUUUUGUGUCGGAGCUACAGACAGGUAGGUUGGAGGGAGGUAGUGUUUUCUUAAUUUCUCUCCGAUUAUUAAGAAAUGACAUUAAGAAAAUUUUGGUGGGAUUGUACUUUUUUUUGUAGCUAAGGUAAUAUGUUCCAACACUGUUACAAUUUCUCUCUUCUUGGUAGGUGGUUUUGAAAAGGAGCGCCCUCAGAACUCCAGGAUAGGGAAUGAGGGAGGCAUCAAGUGUAAUUAGAGAGCUCCUCCCCCUUUCUCUACCAUGAACUGUCACCUGGCUCUGCAGUCAAUGACCUCCGAGCACCAUUUGACCCAUUACCAUCUGCCACUCUCUGAAACCCUUUGCGGUGAUUAGGCCAGAAUGCAAAGAAAUCAGCAUGAGUUGUACAUCACAACAUUAGUAUUGUACUUCCUCAAGUAUCUGGUGCUUAUACAUAGCAGGUGUAUCAUUAAUGUGUUAUUGGUGUGUGCGGAAUAAGUAGUAAAAGUUGUGGAAUAUAUACCAAGUAAGAGUUGUCCCCAAAAUGCUUUGGGCUCUGGUAGCAUCACUGGAAUAUUACGUAGUCACUAAAGUGAUUAUUUCACAGAUGACACCCUUUGUGUAUAUGAGGUUCUUAAAUGCUUCUUAAUAAAUUGGUUAUGUUACUUUAUAGUCACAGCUCCUAUUAUAAGUUUAAUUGCCACUUUCCAUGAGCUUAGACUUAUAAUUCCUUGUUUUGGAAAAGGUCAUCUUGUUUCUUAAUAAACUAUGUAGAUUCAUAUAGUAUUUGGCUUUAAUAUGCAAAUAUAAUAUCCUUGACUGUAGCCUAUUAAUUUAGAAAGCCCUGGGGGUGGGGUGGGGGUUGAAGCUCAUUCUUUGGCUAUUUUCAUUACUAGGAAAUCCUGAUCCUUUGUAGGUGGCUUUAAUUCCUGAAAACAGUCAAAAGUCUUUCAAAACCAAGGCGGGGAGGUGGGGGAGAAGGGAGGGGCAGAGAAGACACAAACUAGCUGACUAUUUGCAGAGCAUUUUGUCAAGCACUUAAUAUAUAUUGUUCAUUUUAAUCUUCUUAAUAACUUUGAAAGAGAACUAUUUAUGUUCGGUUCUUUUGUUUUUAUUGUUUUUUAAGCAGAUGGUGAAAACUGAGGCUCUGAGAGGGACAGUGACGCGUGGAGGACCGUGGAGCGGGCAGGCCACGGCUCGGACGUGGCCUCUCCCUCUCAGGGGCUCACCUUCACGCUGCAGAUGCUAGUUGCAGUGAACCGAGAUAAGAUGUGACUAGAAGACGGCGAGGUAGAUCACUUCAGCUUUUGAUGUGCUACUGUUUCUGAGGAGUAGAGAAGUUCUUAUUUCUUUAUGUAAAAUAGAAAAAAUCUGUAGGAAACAUUAAGAUUUAAGGUUUAGGUCUGGAAGGUAAAUUUACAUUUAUUUAGCUAAGUGUUAUGGUCAAAACUUUUUGUCAUAACAUACCUCAAGUGUUUAUUUAUAGUGUGUACUUAGUAUAGAACAAACCCCAUUUUGGUGGUAAUGUUGAGUCUCAGUCGAGUUUCUGAAAUGAAACAUGAGGAAAGGGGGUUCAGAUUUAUUGAAUCUGAGCUUUGUGAUUUCAUGGUUUUCCACCCCUCCUCCCCUUCACAAUGUUAACAUUUCCAUCAGUGUUUGGUGAAAAUUGGUUUAAGUUUCCUAAUAAAAGUUUUAAAUGAAUAUAUAUUUAUAGUGUUACAUGUUAAGUGAACAUAUACAACAUGUUACAUGUAACACCCCAGACCACAGCGGUGGCAGUUAGUAGCUGCGGUGACAGCUGGGAGCGCGCACUGGGAAAAGUCAGCCAUCAGAGAAGGGAGUUACCUGGCUGAGGUAACGGUGGCCCCCCAUUUUCACCACCCACCAAGAAAAUCCUUCCUCAGUCAGCAGUCUCAGCUUGCAUUCCUUGGUGGGCUCGGAGCAAGAACCUUUCUUUUUGGAGCUGGUUAUGUAUCAACCACAGGUGCACCGAAGAAAAGCUUCAUAGUUGGAAUAACCCGAGCAUUUGGUGGAAAUUCUCUUGUGUGGCAGGGACCGUAGUAGAGCCCAGGCCCAGGCUGGUAGCCCGUUCUACUUCGUGAUUUUGUGUGUAGGUAAGACACCCUAAAUGGCCCAGAAAUGUGAUCAUAACUAUUGAUGUAUUGGUGUGUACUGAGGAUUCUAGGAAGCUGAUAGACAUCUCACGACUGUGUAAGUCUGGAACUGCCUGCACUGCAGGCUUGCCGAUUCUCUGGUAUGCAGGCCAGUAGUCAGCCUUUACAUGUUUGCAUUUUCUCUUUCAUAGUGGCCAAGGGAGCGCCGUGGCUGACCCACAAAGUUAGUGGCCUUGAGCACUUUAUCUGUUCUGUCUUCUUUCUUCAUCUUUCAGGAUGCUGCUGGCUGUAUCCAUCCCAGAUAUCUUGCUACAUUGGUAUCAAAUCUGUGUAUGUUUGAAGAGGUUAUUUUAAGCACCUCAAUUUUUCUCAGCCCUGGGAAGGGUCAAAUAGGAGGAAAACCCUCCCUGGGUAUUUGCUUUUGCAACAUUAAAAAAAAAUGCCUUGGUGCUAGAAGUGUUUGAUGAAGCAUGCUCACCCAAAACACACGCCACUGAAUCCACAGUAUUUCACUGGUAAGGGGCUGCAUGUGCUUUGCUUUUGGAAAUCUGGAGAACUUCCUGAAACAAGCGCUCAUUACUCUCAUUACUACAGUUAACCCAUGAACAUGACAUUGCAAAAAUGAAGCGUGUAAGGGGGAAUCCUUUUUUCUAUAAAAACUCAGUGUUUUGAUAUUUAUUUUAGCAAGAAUAAUCAAAUGCUAGAAAUAAUUUCAGAGAGCGGGGAAAUAUUUCAGGUGAUCUUUUCUUAUUUCUUCUCCAAAAAUGUACACCUAAUGCAAGGUGUUUUUAAUACUGGGGUUUUGAAGGUGUUGUCUUUUUCUGGUAUUCUACUAUUACAUGUUAAAAUCCAAGGAGAAGGUAUCAUUAAAAGUGAAAACUAAUGUAAUAGCAGGGACUGUUAAACCAAAGGGGUGAGCAAAAGAAGUUUAAAGUUUGUAUCUAGAAAAGAAAAGGAAGAAUAAUUGGUAAGAUUUUAUUGUGGGCAUUUUUCUUAAAAUAUAUACCUCUACUCCUAACCCCGAAUAUCAAUGAGAAGCAUGAAACAGGCAGGUCAGCCUCUACUUCUUUAGUUGAAGGAAAUGUAACACUGUGUCAGGCCAGCUGGCGUUAGGAUCCUAGUGGAGUGUGUGUUCAGCGUGUGUGUGUGUUUGUGUGUAGGGGUGUGUAUGCUUGUGAAGAAAGGCUGUUUUGAGUUGGUGCCUAUAGAAAUUUGAUUUUGUGAGUUUUAAAAUGAGUAUUUAUUUGGUGACCUCUUAGGUAAUUGAAAAGAUGUAUAAUUUCCUUGUGUUUAAUGAAAUCUAUUGUCAAUGUACUAAUCAACCUUGGUUUACAACAUCUUGAAUACUUGAUCACUGAAAACUAAGAAAAAAAGUUUAAAAAUGAGA
Molecule: messenger RNA, 8713 nt
Organism: Phyllostomus hastatus (greater spear-nosed bat)
Lineage: Eukaryota; Metazoa; Chordata; Mammalia; Chiroptera; Phyllostomidae
Gene: SLCO5A1
Product: solute carrier organic anion transporter family member 5A1
Exons: 10
Coding region: 658-3204 (848 amino acids)
Biological process (GO): sodium-independent organic anion transport; transmembrane transport
Cellular component (GO): membrane
Molecular function (GO): protein binding
Source: RefSeq, a predicted model, not a curated record